GACACUUUAAGUUGGUCGACAAGUAAGCUCAUUCGGAUACUUCAUACAUAUACGCUGAUAGCUUUCUAGUUUACUGUGGACAAGAAUGGUAGAAGAGCUUCACGAGUCUCAAGAUGUCUUAAGAGAUUCCCCAAAUGAUAAAAUUGACGCAGAAACAUCCGAUGAUGACUUUACAUUUGUCCUCAGCAAUCAGCUUGCAUCCAAUAGUAAACCUCGCCAUCCACCACUAGGAGACAUAUAUCAGUUAUGGCAAAUUUUCAUAGAGAACAUUGAUCCCCUAACAAAGGUCCUACACGUUCCUACAGUGCGGCCAGCAAUCGAGAAAGCUGCUAGCAAUAUCGAGACUGUCCCUCGCAGCUUUGAAGCACUCAUGUUUGCCAUUUAUAGCGCAGCUGUUAUGUCUAUGACGGAUGAAGAAUGUAAACAAAAAUUGUGUGAAUCCCGGAAGACCCUCCUGUUGCGAUAUACAUCUACCACAAAGGCAGCAUUGUCACGUGCCAAAUUCAUGGAAACCACUAGCCUUGUUGUUCUCCAAGCAUUGAUCAUUCAUCUCCUUGCAGUCCGAGAUAUUUACGAGCCCCGUGCCGUAUGGUCUUUGACAGGCGUGGCUGUUCGCAUCGCACAGAGCAUGGGCCUUGACCGUGACGGAGUCCAUCUAGGCCUUUCUCCAUUCGAGACAGAGAUGCGACGACGUAUUUGGUGGCAGCUCAAGAUGCAUGACUUCCGGACCGGCGAGCUUUGUGGCAUCGCUAAGUUUUAUGAUCUUCACACCAGUGUCGAGAGCACGAGAUGGCCUACCAACAUCAACGAUGACCAACUAUACCCAGGCAUGGUUUCUCUCGCGACUGAGUCGAGCAAGCUGACAGAUCUCGUCUUCGUUUCUCUAAAAUGUGAACUCCUUAACUACGCUGCGAACCGCGCCGCCCGCCUUCGCCAGCAAGGAAAGGCUUCUAACCCAUGGGACCCUCCUACGCCAGGAAGCGAUACUGCCGACAUAGAUGAAUCCUUUAAAGAAAUUGAAGUACUCCUCGAAACAAAAUAUUUACGCUACUGCGAUCCUUCGCAGCCUUUGCAUCUCAUGGCCAUGCUAAUGGCUCGGUGUUCCAUAAACAUCAUCCGUUUCAUGUCGCAUCAUCCACGAAGAUGGGCUAACAGAGAGCAGAUACCAGAAUCUGAGAGUCAAUUGGUCUGGGAAAUCUGUAUCAAACUUCUAGAGCAACAUAAUAUGUUGCAGUCAAAUCCUCAGCUGAAGCAAUUCGCGUGGCAUGCGCCAUAUUUCCAGCAAUGGCACGCUAUCAUUCACGUACUUGAUAUCCUUCGAACUAAUCCACUCAACACCGGCGCGGAAAAGAUAUGGAAAUAUAUUGGCAAUACAUACGAGAACAAUCCAGGUAUGAUAUUUGACAUGAGAAAGCCUAUUCAUGUAGCCGUAGGCAAUCUCUGCUUGAAAGCAUACGGCAACCGUGAAGGCGCACUGCAAAACGAGAAUACGCUGCAAAUACCACACUUCAUCUUGCAACUACGUCAACAGCGCAAUUCAACCAAUACAAGGAGAGAAGAAAGAUAUGCAAAGGACAACCAACCCGAGGAUCUAGUCAGCAGUACCCAGCCAAAUCCCCCCAAUGACAACCUGAGACUGAGGCCGACCUCGAACGACAGCGUCAACAAUUCGAGCAAUGCCAUAGACUGUACUCAUAUUAAGCACAGUACAACAUCACUGCCCCCGUGUUUUUCUCUUGUGGAAACCGCGGUUACCCCUGACAUCGAUCCAUUAUCAUUCAAUUUCGGAUUUGAUGACGGCCAAGUCGGCAAUAUAGACGAUGUAAACACGCAUCUGGAUUUCAUGCUAGAUCAAGAUUUCGGCAUAGGGGAUACUGCUACGCAAUUUAUUACCUGGGAUCAGUGGGACUCCUGGCUUGCAGACUCUAACAUGAUACGUCCGCGCUCGUCAUGGGAGACCUUUACGACUGACAUCUAAUCUAGCUUAAGGGGUUUAUCUUCUAUCGUUUCUAGAGCCUUGCAACAAUUGCUUGCGAUCAUGUUGGCGAAUGAGUUUAAAAAAUUGAUAAAUAACCCCUAGAUACCUAACUUGCUUGUAAUUGCCGCUGUUACUAGAUCAUGUAGUCUUCUAUAUCAAUUGAUAUAAUUUUGAUUAUUA
Talaromyces proteolyticus is the source of this 2158-nucleotide messenger RNA. RefSeq lists its product as uncharacterized. Gene Ontology annotation, biological process: DNA-templated transcription. Gene Ontology annotation, molecular function: DNA binding; zinc ion binding. The record is from RefSeq and is a predicted model, not a curated record. The transcript has 2 exons. Bases 86 to 1978 code for a protein of 630 amino acids. NCBI's taxonomy places the organism in Eukaryota, Fungi, Ascomycota, Eurotiomycetes, Eurotiales, Trichocomaceae.